This is a messenger RNA of Meloidogyne enterolobii, 1009 nucleotides long. Lineage: Eukaryota; Metazoa; Nematoda; Chromadorea; Rhabditida; Meloidogynidae. The record is from the annotation of a GenBank genome assembly.
AUGUCCAAGAAAACCGUUCCAUACAAAAUUGUAAAAUCUUCUAAUGGUGAUGCUUGUAUUGAGAUUCAAUCAAAGCUUUAUUCUCCUUCACAAAUUGUUUCCUUUAUUUUACUAAAAUUGAAGCAGACAGCCGAAAAUUAUUUAAAUAAAAAAGUUAGGGAAGCAAUAAUUACAAUUCCUGGCUAUUUUAAUGAUUCACAAAAACAAGCAUUAGAGGAAGCUGGUAAACUUGCGGGAAUGAAAAUUUUACGGUUUGUUGAUGAUUCUGCUACUGCAGCUGCAAUUGAUUGUGAUUUUGGACGAGGAUCACGCGAAAUUGCUGUUUGUAACUUAAAUGGAGGCAUUUUUGAAUUUUCCAUUUUGAGGGUUCAGGAUGAGGCUUAUGAAAUUUUGUCAACUAAUCACAAUCCUUUACUAAUUGGCGAUGCUUUCAAUAAUACUAUUGUAAAUUAUUUUGUUUCUGAAUUUGAACGAGAGAAUGGAAUUGAUUUGAGCAAGGACCCUAUUGCAAUUCAACGCUUACGUAAAGCUUCUGAAAAGGCAAAAUGUCGACUUUCAAGUUGUACACAAACUGAAAUUAUUCUUCCAAAUAUUUUUGUUGAUACUAAUGGACCUCCUAAACAUUUUCGAAUAAAAUUGACUCGUUCAAAAUUUGAGGAGUUGACUGAAAAUUUGAUACAAAAAAUUGUGCAACUUGCUCAAAGAACAUUAAAUGAUGCUAAAAUGGCAAAUCAAGCAGAUGAUAAGGAUUUACAAUUAAACGAGGAGGAGGAUUUACAAUCUACUGGAGUUACCUCAGUUUUGAUCAUUGGAGGGAUGUCUAAAGUGCCAAAGGUUUUUUUUUAAUUUUUCAAAUUUAUUUUUCAUUAUUUCUCUCCCACUCGCCCCAUUUUUUUUCUUUUCCAUUUUCUUCAAAAAAAUUUUUUGAGGGUCACUCGCCUCUCUGUUUUCCUUUUUUUCUCCAAAAAAGGAGGGUGGAUAAUGGAAAGUAUAUUUUGUUUUGUUUUUU